GAUAACACGUUUACACAACACAACUCGUCGUCUGUGACGUCAUCCACCUCACCUAUUACCUGAAGUCUCACGCAACUACCAUCAUGGCAUGUCUGCACCCGUGGGCUACUUCCGGUCCAGGCCUGUCCGUACCGGGACACACCGUCACAAAGUUGGGUGGGGGCGCUUCUGACACGAACGCACACGACCGAGUGAGCGGAUAGACCCUUAAAAAAAAAAAAAGACUACAAAAAAGUUGGAUUACUUACGACGUGACGCAGGUGACGUCACCGGCCGCUGGAAAAGUGAGGACGAAAAGUUGUGGGCCGCGGCCGAGCGAAACUCCCAGGGCUCGGAGCACUCGACACCCGGCGGACUUUUGACGUCUUUCGGUCGUCCGGGCGAACGUGUGGUCCCGAGCUGUCCAAUGGAGCGAGCAGACCGUCGACUGGUGAAGAAUCAACCGUAUGAUGAGAGUGUGGAUGUGAGCGACUCGGCGGAGGACUCAAGCGUCUACAGGCGCAGUCAAGUGAAGUCCGGGAAGAGCUCAAGGGGGACUGGCCAGUUGUCAGCCCACAGCAGCAGUGACGAGUGUGAUGAAGAGCGCGAGCCUCAGAGAGUCAAAGGGCCAAUUGGCGGGCAGCCUGAGGUUAGCCUCAACGAGGAGGAUGACGAGUCCGAAGAGGACUCGGAGUCGGACUCCGAUGACGACGACGAGACAGGCGAAGCUCCUGAGGGAGCGUACGACCCGGCCGACUACGCCAACUUGCCCGUCAGCACCGAGAUUAAAGAGCUGUUCCAGUACAUCGUACGGUACACCCCUCAGUCCAUGGAGCUGGAACACAGCCUGAGACCGUUCAUUCCAGACUUCAUCCCAGCCGUGGGCGACAUCGACGCCUUCCUCAAGGUGCCAAGGCCUGACGGCAAACCCGACGGACUGGGAAUGCUGGUUCUGGACGAGCCCAGCGUCAGGCAGUCGGACCCCACAGUUCUGUCGCUGUGGUUGUCUGAGGAGACCAAGCAGCACGGAAACACAGAGGUGAAAGUGACGAGCGUGUCCAGUCCCCAGUCCAACCCUCGUGCCGUGGACAGCUGGGUGGACAGUAUAGGCGCCCUGCACCGCUCCAAGGCAGCGGCCAGCGUGCAGUAUGCGCGUGCCAUGCCGGACAUCGACGCCCUCAUGCAGGAGUGGCCGCCAGAUGUGGAGGAGACGCUGGGCCAGGUGCACCUGCCCCCCGCCCGCCUCAGCUGUAGCCUGCCGCAGUAUUGCGACGUCGUGUGCGCCCUGCUGGACAUUCCUGUGUACAGCAGCCGCAUCCAAGCACUGCACCUCCUCUUCAGCCUUUUCCUGGAGUUCCGAGACUCGCAGCACUUUGCACGCACUUGACGCCCUCCAUGCUCACACUUGACGCUCUCAAUGCCAAGAACAUCAACUCUAACUUUUUACUCCUGCAAUGUCUUUACCAUCUUUUAUGGGGGGAGAAUUCAAUAAAAAACUGAAGUGGAGCCUUUUAGUAAUUUUA
This is a messenger RNA of Nerophis lumbriciformis (worm pipefish), 1502 nucleotides long. It is a transcript of the gene ift46, whose product is annotated as intraflagellar transport 46 homolog (Chlamydomonas). Gene Ontology annotation, biological process: cilium assembly; intraciliary transport. NCBI's taxonomy places the organism in Eukaryota, Metazoa, Chordata, Actinopteri, Syngnathiformes, Syngnathidae. The record is from RefSeq and is a predicted model, not a curated record. Gene Ontology annotation, cellular component: intraciliary transport particle B; microtubule organizing center; motile cilium.